AUGUACCAUUUGCUUCCAAAUGGAAAAUUUAACUUUGAAAAAAUUAAAAGAACUGAGAUAGAACAAAUAAAACAAGAAAUAACGAAUCUAAAAAAAUUAGCUAUCGAACAAAGCAAAAAUAUAAAAUACCUUGCUGAAGCAAUAAAAAUCUAUCAAGAAAUAAAUAACACAUUUCACCUCGAAAAUAAUGAAUUAAAAAGAAAACUUGAAGAGCAUCGAGGACACGAUUACUUAACAAGACUUAGACAAAUAACAACUUGGAGAAACCAAGCUGUAGCAGAAUUCGUAAUAUUAGGACAAGAAUAUCUUGAAGAAAAAUUUGAUAAAUUACAUAAAGAAUAUUUUAAAGCGAAGUUAAUCUUUGAAUCACUCAAAAAACAACACAACUUCAAUAAAUUAUACAAAAUGCUUGAUAAUCUACAAGAUACUUCUGACGAAGAAAGUGGAUGCCCCAGUACACCACAACAAGUAAAAGAAUACACACUACACUAUACUCCAAGCACGCCUGUAUAG
Messenger RNA from Racocetra persica, 513 nucleotides. The record is from the annotation of a GenBank genome assembly. NCBI's taxonomy places the organism in Eukaryota, Fungi, Glomeromycota, Glomeromycetes, Diversisporales, Gigasporaceae.